AUUACGAGAGCGCGCAGCACUCUUACAAGAUCUAAGGAAGAAUCUCCUUCAAGCUCAAAAUACUAUGAAAACCAAUGUAGAUCAGCACCGUCGAGAGAUUACCUUCCAGGUCGGGGACUAUGUUUAUCUCAAACUUCAGCCAUAUAGGCAGGCUACGAUGGAAAAGAGGCAGUCCAACAAGCUUGCCCCCAGGUUUUACGGACCCUUUCAAGUUCUAAGAUGCAUUGGACCAGUUGCUUAUGAGUUGGAGUUACCAGAGGGCUCCCAAAUUCAUAAUGUGUUUCAUGUAAGCAAGCUCAAACUUCAUUGGGGAGAACUCUUUUCACCACCCGUGCCUCCCCCUACGGCCACAGAGCUGAAGGAUACUGACCCGCAACCGGAGAAAAUCUUGGACCAUCGCGUCGUUCAAAGAGGGAAGUACCAACCUCUUCAUGAUAUCUUGGUUAAAUGGGUUGAUGGUGCAGUCGAAGAUGCUACUUGGGAACAAGAACGACGAUUCUGCAGAUCCCACCCUUCUUUUUCACCUUGCGGACAAGUUGAUGCGUUGAAAGUACGCGUUCAUGGCGUGCCCUUGGCAUUGAACAGCCUCGUCGAGCCGUUCAAGGUACCCGUCCAUCCCUUCAACUUUGAGGUGCAGCCGGUUGAGGGAGUCGGCGAUGGAGGCAAGAUUGGCCUGGGCCUGGGGUUCGGCUGGGCCAACGGCAGGACGGCGGUGCGCGGCAAUGGAGGCGCGGCGUUGUCCGACCGCUUAGUGAAGGAUGUCCAUCACCAAGAAUGGGUACGGGAGGAGGUGAUCGUGGUCGGUAGACGCGGCGAUCGUCAUGUAGAUCAUGGCAAACUUCGCCCAAUUGAUUGGCACCGAGUGCAUGAUCGCAUGGAGGAGCUUGAGAUCCUCGCCGGGCAUUAUUGUGUGCCCGUACUUUCGGGGCUUGAUGAUCUGGGACACGAUGUAAAGGAGGAGACGGCUAUCGGGGACGCGGAGUUGAUGGUGAGGUGGCCCAUGGGAUGGCGGAUGAGCUUGGUGAUGCCAAGCUCGUUGAGGACAAGGCCCUCGUUGUUGAGCACCCAGUCUUCUCCGCCAUAGUUGGAGAUGCGGUCGCCUUGGGAGGUACACUGGAAAAGGAUUACACCACUAUAGAAGAUCCACCACAAAUCGAGAGGACGAUGGAGAACGGCAAAUCGGGAAAACGCAGAAACAUUGAGAUUCAAUGAUCGAUACUUCUUUCAGAAUCCAAUAAAAAAGGUUUGAUUUUCAAUUCUAAGAUUUCUGAGAGGGCGAGGUGGAGAAACUUUAGAUUUUGGCUAAAUCCUUGUCUGGUUUAGUGGCUUAGUUCUUGUUUUGAAUUUCUAAUUCGAAAUUCAUCUAUUACCCUUUGAAACCAGAGCUAUAAAGAUGGUAAUCGAUCUUUCAAUUUCAAUUUAGACUCAAAUGCUUCAUGUUUCUUUUUUCCUCAAGAUUGUUAAGAAGAAUGUUAAUGGUUAUACUACUAUAGGUUUGGCUUUAGGUUUUUCAUAGCUCAUUUUAACAAGACAUGCCAUUUGAAUAAGAACUGUAAGGCUAAACCAUCAAGUGAACUGACUGCAGUUGGUGUUGGUAAAGCCCCUGGGGUCACAGAAACUGACCUCAAUCAGUCUUCUUUUAGAGUUGAGGUACCUUUGAGCAUUGAAGGAGUGGCUGAAGAUCCUAAGUUAUGUAAUUCAGGCUCAGGGUACCUUGAUCACAUUUGUCACAACUCUUUGACAGACAAAGUGAAUUCAUUGGCUAGCCCAUAUAUUUUUAACUGUUUUUGUUAGGUCGUUACAUUGUCCACUUGAUUGCUAGAAAAUUACACCCUUAGCAACGUGCGUUGGAUAGGAAACACUUAAAAAUUCAGGAGAACAGAGGCAAGGAACUUGGGUUUUUUUUACCUUUGCUAUUAGAGGAACUUCUUACAAUUUCCGUCAUAUUUUGCUCAAAUGUUAUGCUAACUUAUAUUUCUACAGGUUUCAUAGGAGGUAAUCCAUCUGACACGAACUCAAGUGGCAUAAUUGAUUUAAUAUUUAUUUGUGCAAUUUGCAUCCAAGUUAAGGUAGUCUCAUGAACCU
This is a messenger RNA of Cuscuta campestris, 2085 nucleotides long. Lineage: Eukaryota; Viridiplantae; Streptophyta; Magnoliopsida; Solanales; Convolvulaceae. The record is from the annotation of a GenBank genome assembly.